AAGAUAACACUAAGACUGUUCAAUAGUCGUUCAACUGCGUCAGUAAGUGUUCGAUAAACCCACCAACAUGUUACUCCUUACUGCAAUCGAGCUGAGCUCGGUUUUCAUAAUUUCCCUGCUUUUCGCCUAUUACCUCUACUACCGCUACUGUUUCACCUACUGGAAAAAACGAGGCGCGCCUCAACUCACCCCGACUUUUCCCGUUGGCGACUUAUCCACGGCCGCUUGGGGCAAGGAAAGUGUUUAUUUGCGUCUUCAAACGCUUUAUCACAAAUUCAAAGAUGCGGGGCAUAAAUUCGGGGGUAUUUACUUCCUCAAUGGCCCUAUUUACUUCCCCGUCCAUCCUGACUUGAUCAAGAGACUGCUGGUGACCGAUUUUGAGCAUUUUGUGGACCGGGGAAUGUACAUAGACGAGGAGAAGUUGCCUUUAACGGCCCACAUUUUUUCAAUGAAAGGCGAACAGUGGAAGAACGUUCGCAUGAAGUUUACCCCGACUUUCACUUCAGGAAAAAUGAAAAGUAUGUACAAUAUUUUGGUCCAAGUGUCGCAGCAUUUGAUCAAAACGCUCGAUCCAGUGGCCGAGCAGGGGCUUGAAGUCGAUAUUAAGGAACUCUUAAUGAGAUAUACGACCGAUAUUAUCGGGUCCACUGCGUUUGGUGUUGACUGUAACAGUCUUGAUAACCCCAAUACUGAGUUCAAUCGCAUGGUGGCGAUGAUUUUUAACAACCCGUCGUGGAAAUUGUACAAAAUGGCACUGGAGGAGGGGUUGCAAAACCCGGGGAAUAUCAUCAAAAUUGCACAUGAUAACAAAGUCGUGCAAAAAUAUUUCAAUGACUUGGUUCGGGACACGAUCGAAUAUCGCGAUAAGAAUAACAUUGUCCGAGACGAUUUUAUGAACAUUUUGAUGCAAAUGCGAUCGACUGGCAUGGAGUUCAAGGAAAUUGUUGCACAAGCUUUCCUGUUUUUCACCGCCGGGUUUGAAACUUCCUCGUCUACUAUGAGUAACUGCAUUCACGAACUGGCCCACAACCAGGAAAUUCAGGAUAAAUUGAGGGAAGAAAUCCACGAGAAUUUGGGCCGGGAGUCCUCGAAAUACACCUAUGACGACGUUCUAGCCUUACCUUAUUUGGACAAAUGUGUCAAAGAAACUUUAAGAAAAUAUCCACCGGUGGCAAUGCUCAACCGAAUUUGUGUCAAACCGUACAAAAUUCCAGACACUGAGACUGUGGUGGAAGUCAAUACUCCGGUCAUAGUCUCAGUUUUAGGACUUCACCGAGACCCGGAAUACUUUCCGGAGCCGUUAGAAUUCGACCCCGAGAGGUUCAGUAAUAGUAAUAAAAUUGCACCUUUUACGUAUUUACCGUUUGGUGAUGGCCCCAGGAACUGCAUUGGUUUGAGGUUUGGUUUGAUGCAAACAAAGUUGGGCCUUGCAACCUUGCUUAAUGAUUUCAAGUUUUACCCAAGUCCUAAAUCGCCGCGACAUUUGGCCGUCGACCCGAGUACUACCACGCUUGUGUUCAGUGUUUUGAACGGAGUCCAUACGAAAAUUGUUAAAGUUUGAUUUUUUGUUAUUAUUUUUUUCAAAUAAAUGAACUAAUUAUGU
Messenger RNA from Tribolium castaneum (red flour beetle), 1603 nucleotides. RefSeq names its product cytochrome P450 346A2. The transcript has 3 exons. The record is from RefSeq and is a predicted model, not a curated record. Bases 68 to 1561 code for a protein of 497 amino acids. Lineage: Eukaryota; Metazoa; Arthropoda; Insecta; Coleoptera; Tenebrionidae. Gene Ontology annotation, molecular function: iron ion binding; heme binding; oxidoreductase activity, acting on paired donors, with incorporation or reduction of molecular oxygen.